UUCCUGUUGUCGGUUCUUUUCCUUCGGGGCGCAGUUACUGUCUUUCCCCUCUUCUAAUGAGACCCCGCUUGUUGGAUUUGCUGCCUGCGCACUAUCGAAGUCGUUACCACCCUCUAUCUCAAGGCUGAUACUCACCUGUCUUUUCCCUCGAUUCGUUCCGCGAGUGCACGUACACGCACGCACUCGCAGUAUACAUCGAUUUGCUUUGGAAACAACACAAGUCACAACAGGCGCUUACUGUGCAUUGAGUAACGUAGUCCUUACCAUGGCGUCUCUUCGUGUUCCUGCACCAACGCCGGUCCCUACAUCUACCCUCACCGACAGGCGUAGCUCCCAUAUGCCAUUAUCCAGUCACGGCAUGCCCAAGGCACCCCGCGCUUUGUCACCAGAACAGCCUCACAGAUUCUCAGCCAUCAUUCUACCCAAUUCACCAGCAGAGUCAUUGCCAAAAACUCCUCUAUCCCCAGGACCAAUGUCACCGCCUAUGUCAGCUAAGUCCUUUGGCACAUUCAUCGACUCAGCACCUCCCACACCAGCCUAUUCGCCAAGACAAAUGGGCGAAGAAUGGGGACACUCGCAAAUAACGAUACUGCGCCCCAUGUCCUCUUCGUCACUACCGUCAAGCCCCACGGAGCCAGCAUGGGAAAUGAUGGCCCCCGUGAAGCAGCCAGCCAACCCCGUCCCAGCACUAGAGGGCUGCACUCUAGUCAGGCCGAAGCUCCCGACUGCGACAUCAACUCCACUCGCACUCUCUAAGCCAGUAAAGAAAACCAAGCAGGCCGCACCAACCAGGGCUACUACCACAGAUGUCUCCAAGCUAGCCAGCACCACCAGCAAGGAAGAUGCGCUCCGGAGGGAAGCGGAAGCACAAGCGCGAAAGCUUGUCGGAGAGGAAGAAGCAGCAAAGUCACCAGAAGCGACCGAGAAGUCGCAGCCCGAGCCGAGUCCAAAGACAGACACAGCUCCCCUCGGCAAGCUUGCGACGAGGAUGAAAUCGUUGUUGAGGCGAAACACGAGCGAGAAGAAGAAAGAGAAGAAGGACAAGCCGGCGCAAGAAUUUGAUCGCUUGGAGGAUGCACAUUGGUCGGAGAUGUGAACACAGAAUGGAUGUCAGCGUGUUGGACGCAUUCAGGCAGUGUCUUCUGAAUUGGCGUUGAUAAUUCGCAACGCCAGAGUACCUUUCCAUCUCUCCUAUCUACGUCCGCAGCACCACAGCAGCGUCCUAUUUGUAUCCAUUGGCGAGGCUAGAUUUUGGCUCGAAGCCCUGACAGUUUGUCGCACGUGUCAUCGACGCUCUUAAUUUACUUCCGGGCGGUCGCUCGUUCAUCGACAGAAUUGAUACCCACGACGACACAGCGUCUCUUCUUGCUUUCGCUAUACUCGCUCGAGGCCAUUAGCUGUUUAGAUUCGAUGUUGGUGUACCUCCAGGGAGCGUUCUGGUGUUGAGUGGACACAUGGCUGACGAACCUGUCUAUGAUGACAGACGAGAUGCACGAGGAUGGGGCAGGACGGUGUCGAAG
Messenger RNA from Macroventuria anomochaeta, 1520 nucleotides. RefSeq lists its product as uncharacterized. The transcript has a single exon. Lineage: Eukaryota; Fungi; Ascomycota; Dothideomycetes; Pleosporales; Didymellaceae. The record is from RefSeq and is a predicted model, not a curated record. Bases 266 to 1096 code for a protein of 276 amino acids.